CCCAAAAUCAGUUUGAAAGGCAAAUCACUACCCUUCCACCAACUUAACUUGCCAGAAAAACAUAAAAUGUCUAACCCAUGUUCUCAUCUUCGUAAAAUUCUAAAAACCUCAGCAGCAGCACCCACUUCAACACUCUUGCAAUCUGCAAAACCCACUUCAAUCCCCAUUUCAGUCAAAGAACUUGUGGAAGAAUCCAACCUUGAGGAACUUGCUAAAAAGUUCAAGCAAGUUGCAAGUAAUUCUUCCAAGUUUCGCAACCGCCAUAACAUCUAUGAUUUCACCAUUUCUCGCCUCGCCCUUGCUAAGCGUUACAAUCUCAUUGAAGACAUCCUCGAAUCCCACAAAAACUUUGAUGAUAUUACUCGUGAAGGGUUUGCUAUACGCCUCAUUUCAUUGUAUGCUAGAGCGGGCAUGUUCGAUCAUGCCCGGAAGGUGUUCGACGAAAUGCCUGAACUAAAAUGUCCAAGAACUGUUAAAUCUUUUAAUGCUGUUUUGAAGGCGGGGGUGGAAGCUAAGAGGUUUGAGGAUGUCUUUAGGCUUUUCAGGGAGGGUCCGGCUACGCUGUCUAUAAGCUGUGAUGUUCUGACGUAUAAUAUUGUUAUUCAUGCUUUUUGUGAGACAGGUUCGGUUGAUGAGGGUUUAAUGAUGGUUGAUGAGAUGAUGGAGAAGGGAGUGAACCCGAGUGUUGUCACGUUUAAUACUCUUCUUGAUGGGUUUUAUAGGGAGAAGGGUUUUGAAGGAGGGGAAAUUAUAUGGAGUAUGAUGGAUGAGCUCAAUGUGGUUCGAAAUACUCGAAGUUAUAAUUUGAAGAUGCAAGGGAUGGUAAAUGAAGGAGAGCUUAGGAAUGCGGUUGCUUUGUUUGAGGUAUUGGAGAGUGAAGGAUUAAAACCGGAUGUGAGUACUUUCAAUGUGUUGAUGAAGGGAUGUUGUGAUCAAGGAAAUGUAGAAGAAGCAAAAAAGUGGUACAAUGCGUUGCUUGAAAGUGGUGCUAUGCCUAAUAGCAUUACUUUUUCCACCAUUGUUCCUAAGUUUUGUGAUGGUGGUGAUUUUGAUUUGGCAUUCGAGUUGUGCAAGAAGAUGUUCAAGCGGCAGUUUGUAGUUGACGAGGCUCUAUUGCAGCUUGUUGUUAAUGGAUUGGUGAAGGGAUCAUUAACUGAAGAAGCUGAAGAGCUGGUAAAGCUUGGAAAGUCUAAUAGCUAUGUUCAAUAUGAUUUGGUACUGCCUUCAGAUAAUGCCGAGAACUGACAACUCAACCAUUCGCAGUGGAAGUUGGCAGCUUGAUGUGACAAUAUUCUGAGUAUUUGAGCUCAUCAUUCUUCUGCCUGUUUAAUAUACUUGUGCAACUGGUAGCCUUAUCAUUUAUGCUUGGGAUGUUUGAUUCUUAAGUGCUUCAUAACUAGUUAUUCUUGUCUUAGGAACAUCCUUCUAUACGAAGUCUUCCUUUUCAAUUUCAUCUUGGUAUUGGUAAUGUUUUUUGAAGAAAAUCACAUCUAAUUUUGAGACGUAUGCAA
Beta vulgaris subsp. vulgaris (sugar beet) is the source of this 1511-nucleotide messenger RNA. Its product is annotated as pentatricopeptide repeat-containing protein At1g55890, mitochondrial. The transcript has a single exon. Gene Ontology annotation, molecular function: protein binding. Gene Ontology annotation, cellular component: chloroplast. Lineage: Eukaryota; Viridiplantae; Streptophyta; Magnoliopsida; Caryophyllales; Amaranthaceae. Bases 67 to 1245 code for a protein of 392 amino acids. The record is from RefSeq and is a predicted model, not a curated record.